Sclerotinia sclerotiorum 1980 UF-70 is the source of this 297-nucleotide messenger RNA. RefSeq lists its product with no specific name. The transcript is spliced from 4 exons. Lineage: Eukaryota; Fungi; Ascomycota; Leotiomycetes; Helotiales; Sclerotiniaceae. The record is from RefSeq and is a predicted model, not a curated record. Bases 1 to 297 code for a protein of 98 amino acids.
AUGAUCCUAGGCAAUUCAGUCGAUGCACGGAUUUAUGGGCUCCUGGCAGCUGCCUCUGGGCUCGCGAUACUUCUUACACAGCUCUUACCUCGAUUUCAAGGUAAUUCUGAAAUUGGUGGUCAACUCGGUGGUAAACUCGGAGUUGGAGCAUUUUCCGUAUGGCCAAUUAUGGGAAUUACCUUUAGAUUUGAUGGAACAGGAAGGGAAUCCUUAGAGCAGGAGCAAGACAGACAGGCUGUCGAUUGUUCUUUGAAUAUUUAUACACGAUUAUGGAAUUCAGGAGACGAGCUCGAUUGA